Messenger RNA from Cryptotermes secundus, 1631 nucleotides. Its product is annotated as acidic mammalian chitinase. Gene Ontology annotation, biological process: chitin catabolic process; carbohydrate metabolic process. Lineage: Eukaryota; Metazoa; Arthropoda; Insecta; Blattodea; Kalotermitidae. Gene Ontology annotation, cellular component: extracellular region. The transcript is spliced from 9 exons. Bases 51 to 1250 code for a protein of 399 amino acids. The record is from RefSeq and is a predicted model, not a curated record. Gene Ontology annotation, molecular function: chitinase activity; chitin binding.
UUCACGUGUGUUAACAACUGCACUGGAAACGUUUAGUCUCCAAGGAAAUAAUGGGCAAUUGCAGAAUCAUUAGCUUUAUUGUGUUUUUAUUCACAAUUUUACAGUUUUCUUACCUCAUAGAUGUACAAGGCGGUGGUUUAGACACAGAGCCAGUGGUGUUCUGCUACUAUGGUUCAUGGGCCACAUACCGGCCCGGCAUUGCACAGUUUGAUGUGGAGCACAUCAACGCAUCAUUGUGUACUCACAUCAUCUACACUUUCAUGGGACUAAAAGAUGGCGUGAUUGUGUCUCUUGAUGAAUACAACGACUAUGAAGAGAACUGGGGAAAAGGCUCACUUAGGAGGUUUGCUAAUUUUGCAAAGACUAAUGGCCUCAGGGCAAUACUUGCCAUUGGUGGUUGGAAUGAAGGUUCUGUCAAAUACUCUGAGAUGGCUGAAUCAGAAGUUGGAAGGAGCACUUUUGCUGACAGUGUUGUCACCUUCGUGAAGAAGUAUAAUUUUGAUGGCCUGGACUUGGACUGGGAGUACCCCACCCAACGUGGUGGAACUCAUGAAGACAAGGAGAACUUCUCAUUGCUACUGGAAGUGCUAUCAGACAAACUACAUGCUGAAGGGCUGCUGCUCACUGUAGCUGUGUGUGCUGAUCCUGAUAUUGCAAAGGAAGGCUAUGACUUUCAAAAAGUGGGACAGUAUGCAGACUAUAUCUCCCUCAUGAGCUUCGACUACCAUACAGCUACCUCAGAUAAUGUGACGGCGCUUAACUCUGCUCUACACAAACUGCCAGGGGAAACUGGUGAUGAUGCCACACUGAAUGUGGAGUACAGCGUGAACCAGUGGCUCAAUGGAGGAAUUCCUGCAAAGAAGCUGCUUGUGGGCAUACCUCUGUAUGGCCGAACAUACAUCCUUGCAGAUGGUCAAAACCAUGGACUGGGUGCUAGUAUCAUUGCCAAUGGUACUGCUGGUCCAUAUACACGGGAGCCCGGAUUCCUCUCCUAUUAUGAGAUAUGCAUGGUAAAAGAGUGGAAUGUUGUGACGGAUGGUGCACAAGGAUAUCUGUACGCUUACUAUGAUGACAACUGGGUCAGCUAUGAUGAUGUCAACACUGUCACAGCAAAGGCUCAGUUCAUCAGGGACAAGGGCUUGGCUGGAAUAAUGGCUUGGGCCUUAGAAUCUGAAGACUUCUGCAACAACUGUGGCGAAGGAGCAAAUCCCCUUCUCACAGCAGCCAAUAAAGUGCUGGGGCGCCUGUGAUGUAACAAUGAAAAUAACUAUUCUCCGAUGACAGAGGCUGGGUCAUGGAACCAUACAGCUUACUCUCUAAAAUAAAAACUUAACAAACCUUUUCAUGUAAGUACUUACAAAAAUAGCCACAAAAAAUAAUAAAACACAUUAAUAUUCAGCAUCAACUAAUAUGUGGGAAUUUUGUUUACAUUUGUACAUGUCUAUAGAGAACUUUAAAAAUGUCUGCCCAGUAUCGUGACCCCCAUUGCCUGAUAUAAUGGCUCCUACUUGAAAUGCCACAGCAGCUCUCUAUAUAUGAAUACCAGUACAUACACUGUGUUUCUCAAUGUACUGUGCACACAAGCCUCAUCAGUCCUCAAUUAUUCUCUGUGGACUAUAGGCUCAUACACC